UUACGAAAAAUAUGUGACCAAUUCAUUAAAAUUGAAAAUUUUACCCUCUAAAAGAGGGUCUAAGAUCUUUUGUAAUAUGUUUCUCAUAAAUAUAGAAUAUCAAUAUUUUUAAUAGAGGCAUAUUAUAUUUAAUUAUUUUAUUUAUUUAGUUAUAAAUAGUUUAAAAUACUAUGAAUAUUUAUUUAUUUAGGCAAAAUUUCGAAGGUUGCAAGAUUGUCUUUCAAGUUCGUUGUUUUUUGUUAAGUGUGAAGUGUCUUCUCUUUGAAUAAAUUGUAAUUUGUUGAUUAUUAUUCUCUUUUACUUUAUUUAUAUUUUUGUAAACAAAAUACGAAUUGUGACAUAUUAAAUUAAUGUAUAUUUUGUAAUGAGUUAAUAAUAUAUGUAAUAUUGUAAAUAUUAAUUUAAAAAUAAAGAAUGGAUUCUGAAAACUUGUGCCGCUGUUGUCUUUCUAGAGGCGCGAACAAAGAUCUAAAUUCUACAUAUGUUUGGCUGAAUAGAAAGGAAAUAUAUUCUGAUAUGUUGCUGGAAUGCUUUAAUAUUGUUUUGUCAAUGUCGGAGUACACUGGCCGUGCAAUAUGUGACGUCUGCAUCGAGCUGCUCCGCAGUUCCUUCGACUUCAAGCAACAGGUGCUCCGUUCGGAAAGUGAGCUGCUUAAGAGGAUAGCGGAUGUCCAAGGGCCAGACGGGAAGCCGGUGGCAAUCAAAUUGGAACCGAAGCAAGACAGCGAUGAUGACUCCGACGACUACUUCCUGGCUGAUGCGGUAAGAGAAGCGGCAGAACAAAAAAUAAAAUGCGAGGCCAAGGAGCCCAAGAAGAGAACAGAACAGAAGAAGAAGAAAACAAUAAGGAAGACGUCCGUAAAGAAGGCAGGCGGGAAAUGGCGUUCGGAGAAGAUUAAAAAUCUUGUUAGCAGACUAGCUACUUCUAUCAAUACCUGCGACAUACCUGACUUGACCCUAAAGAAUCCAGAAACGGACGUGAAAAACAGAACUAAAAUCACCAUCACAAAAGAGCCAAUAUACAAAGAAACCAAAAUAAAUUUAAUGUGGACCACACGCACGAACCACGACAAGAGUAAACACAAGGAAAACUUGCAGACCAUAUUGAAGUUUUCAAACGCCACACCGUUCAAGAACAAGUCUCUGCUCGGCUUCAUUUGUGGAUACUGCGACGCCACAUACCCUGACCCCAUCGACUUGAGGAGCCACACAGAGGUGGACCACAAAAAAGAGAGGCUACAGUUUAAAUCGAACUUCGACAUGACCGAAUACAACGUGAAGUUGGACGUCACUGAUCUGACGUGCACGCUGUGCGACGAGCGGAUGGCGAAUCUGACGUCGUUGAAGGAGCAUCUAAUGAAAACCCACAAUAAGACCAUAUACAACGACAUCAAGGAUCACAUACUGCAGUUCAAGCUGAAGAAGGGCGACGUGUACGACUGCGCUAUGUGCUCGUCUACCUAUGAGACGUUCAAGAUGCUGAAACAGCAUAUGAACAAGCAUUACUGUAACUACACGUGCCCCAAAUGCGACAGUUCGUUCGCAACUAAGAGAUCACUGAACGCCCACAGGACUACCCAUCAGGAAGGCAACUUCAAAUGCGAUCAAUGCGACAAAGUCUUCUCGAGCAGAUCCAAGAAGCAUUACCACGAGAAAACCAAGCAUUUGGGUGCGAGGAACAUAAGCAAUUGUCCGUUCUGCAACGAACCGUUCCGGAGCUACUAUCAACGGAACCAGCAUCUCGUUAAAGUCCACAACUCCGAAGCGCAGUACAAGUGUAACGUUUGCAAUAAGUCGUACAUAUUAAAGUCAUUGCUGAUGUAUCAUAUAAAGAAGAAUCACUUAAUGGAACGCAACUGUCAAUGUACAGAGUGUGGAUUCAGGUUUUUCAGCAAGAAAGCGCUUAAAGCACACAUGAUUAAGCAUACUGGUGAGAGGAUAUACGCCUGCGAAGUGUGCCAUAAGUCGUACGCUAGGAAAUAUACGCUCAGAGAACAUAUGAGGAUACACAAUAACGAUAGGAGGUUUAAAUGCGACGUCUGUGCAAUGGCGUUUGUGCAGAAGUGCAGUUUGAAAAGUCACCUGCUGUCCAACCAUGGGAUCAGUAUGGCCGCGAGCGAUAUUAUAUCUACUUAGUACUAAAUGUGUUUAGUGUACAAUUUGUAAUAAAUGUAUUAUACAAUAUGUUGGCAGUA
Messenger RNA from Galleria mellonella (greater wax moth), 2195 nucleotides. RefSeq names its product GDNF-inducible zinc finger protein 1-like. The coding region runs from base 415 to 2136 and encodes 573 amino acids. The transcript has 5 exons. Lineage: Eukaryota; Metazoa; Arthropoda; Insecta; Lepidoptera; Pyralidae. Gene Ontology annotation, biological process: regulation of transcription by RNA polymerase II. Gene Ontology annotation, molecular function: DNA-binding transcription factor activity; RNA polymerase II cis-regulatory region sequence-specific DNA binding; zinc ion binding. Gene Ontology annotation, cellular component: nucleus. The record is from RefSeq and is a predicted model, not a curated record.